CUUCCAGCUGCAGUUUCAGUCUCUCUUUUCCUCAGUAGCAGAGCGGCAGACUUUCAGUGCUGGAUGUGAGGAUGGAGCACACUUUGAUGCUGCCAUUAUUCUUGCUGAAUACACUCCUCUGCUGUGGACACGCUCAAGUUCCCAACAGGGCCGUUGUGACUCUUCAACCCAACUGGACUCAGAUCUUCAGUGGUGAGACGUCCACUGUCAGAUCACAGAAACCAAAGGCUGAACUGAGCUCUGACAGGAGAGACUUUCCAGCAGGGGGCAGUGUGACCCUGAGCUGCUCUGUGAACCCGUCAUCUGGUUGGAAAUACUUCUGGUACAGAGGAGAAAAACCUCUGAACCCCUGAACACACAAGAUGCUGUCUUCAUCUCAGAUGGACAAAUCAGUGUCUCACAGGGAGGACUCUACUGGUGCAGAGGAGGAAGAGGAGACCCAGUUUACUACACAAAGUACAGUGAUCCAGUCAGCAUCGAUAAAAUGAUCACAAACAGGGCUGUUGUGACUCUGCAACCAAACUGGUCUGAAAUAUACUCAGGAGAGACGAUCACUCUGAGAUGUGAGAUCAAGGACGGAGGAGACACUGAGUGGGAGUACGAGUGGAAAACAUCCAGCUCAGACAAACCUUUAAAGCAAAAUGAACACUGGAUUAGAUCUGCUUACUCAGCCCUGAGUGGAGACUACAGGUGUAAGGGCAGAAUGAAAAGUGCACAGCAGACUUCAACAGACUGGAAGCCCCAGCCUUUCCUCACUGUGUCUCCAUCCUGGCUGAGUCCUGGAGCCUCAGUAACUCUGAGCUGCAGAGUUAAAGAUCCAUCUGCAGGAUGGAGGUUCUUCUGGUUUAAGGCUGUUCCCAAACUAUCAGACUACUCCUACGACCAAGAGCUGCUACCUGGCAGCAGCAACGGGACUGAACAGGAUUCCUACAUCGUUCAUGGACAGACACACACAGCAGGAUAUAAGUGCAGAGCUGGAAGAGGAGAUCCAGUGUAUUACACUUCUUACAGUGAACCAAAGUUUGUCUGGUCUGGAGAUUUUUAUCCAGCAGCGUCUCUCGCAGUGAGUCCUGACAGAGUGCAGCACUUCAUCGAAAAGUCCGUGUCACUGAGCUGUGAAGGAAACUCUGCUGAGUGGAGAGUGAGAAGUUUUUCUAAAUCUGGCCACCUGACACACUGUUCUUCCUGGGGGAUAAAGACUGGAUCCACAUGCAAUGCCAAUAAAUCACAGUACAUUGAUGGAGUGGUCUGGUGUGAGUCUGACACAGGACAGUUCAGCAACGCAGUCAACAUCACUGUACAGACGUCCAGCUCUCCAUUUCCUGUGCUGUUGAUCGUUGGGCUGGUUAUUGGCAUCUUUCUGGUUGUUCCCCUGCCACUGCUGCUGUGUUGGUACAAGAAGUCCAAGGGCUCAUCCAGACUCAGAGAACCAAUCAGAGCUCUGCUAUCGUCCAAACGUAAAGGGGAAGGAAACACAGACUCUAAACUCAGAAGAAGAAUAGGUUUAGUGAAAUGUGUCUUCUGUUCCUGGUUUUUCUUUAGACAGUUAGAAGGAUUUCUCAGAAACAGAGUCACAGAGUCGGUGCCGGAUAUGAGUAUGGGACACACUUUGCUCUGUUUGCUGGGGGUUUUCUUGCUGAAUAUCCUCCUCUACUGUGGACAUGCUCAAGAUUCUCUGCUAACCAUUGAGCCAAACUGGUCCCCUUUAUUUACUGGAGAGUCUGUGACCUUCAUAUGUGACAUGAGGGAAGGAAAAGACACUGACUGGUAUUACAGAAUGAACAAGGAUGGUCGAGAAUUUCUCCACUACAACACAAAUAAAAACUACACAUUACAACCACUAGAUACAGGCCACAGUGGUGAAUACCAGUGCUUUGGAAGUCUCAAGGUCUCAACAUAUUUGCCAAAGGAAAGUAAUAAAGUCUCUCUAACUGUAUCAGCACAGAGACCAAAGGCCAAACUGAGAGCUGUCAGGAGAGACUUUCCAGCAGGGGGCAGUGUGACCCUGAGCUGCUCUGUGAACCCGUCAUCUGGUUGGAAAUACUUCUGGUACAGAGGAGAGAAAACCUCUGAACCCCUGAACACACAAGAUGCUGUCUUCAUCUCAGAUGGACAAAUCAGUGUCUCACAGGGACGACUCUACUGGUGCAGAGGAGGAAGAGGAGACCCAGUUUACUACACAGAGGACAGUGAUGCAAUCGUCACAAACAGGGCUGUAGUGACUCUGCAACCCAACUGGCCUGAGAUAUACUCAGGAGAGACGAUCACUCUGAGAUGUGAGAUCAAGGAUGGAGGAGACACUGAGUGGGAGUAUGAGUGGAAAACUACGAGCUCAUACAAACCUCAAAAACAGAAUCAAUACAUCAUCAGAUCUGCUUCAUCAUCACACAUUGGAGAGUACAGGUGUCUGGGCAGAAUGAAAAGUGGAAAGUUUUCAACAGACUGGAGUGAUGCUUUCACAUUGACACUAUCUUACAAGCCCCAGCCUGUCCUCACUGUGUCUCCAUCCUGGCUGAGUCCUGGAGCCUCAGUAACUCUGAGCUGCAGAGUUAAAGAUCCAUCUGCAGGAUGGAGGUUCUUCUGGUUUAAGGCUGUUCCCAAACUAUCAGCCAACUACUACGACCAAGAGCUGCUACCUGGCAGCAGCAACGGGACUGAACAGGAUUCCUACAUCGUUCAUGGACAGACACACACAGCAGGAUAUAAGUGCAGAGCUGGAAGAGGAGAUCCAGUGUAUUACACUUCUUACAGUAUAGCAAAGUUUGUCUGGUCUGGAGAUUUUCAUCCAGCAGCGUCUCUCACAGUGAGUCCUGACAGAGUGCAGCACUUCACCGAAGAGUCCGUGUCACUGAGCUGUGAAGGAAACUCUACUAAGUGGAGAGUGAGGAGGUUUUCUAAAUCUGGCCACCUGCCACACUGUUCUUCCUGGGGGACAAUGACUGGAUCCACAUGCAACACCAAUAAAUCACAGUACAUUGAUGGAGUGGUCUGGUGUGAGUCUGAAACAGGACAGUUCAGCAAUGCAGUCAACAUCACUGGGCAGGGCAGUGAUUUGAUCCUGGUGAGCCCUGUCCAUCCUGUGGCUGAGGGAGAGUCUGUUACUCUGAGCUGCAAGUUAAAGACAGAAAAUGUUCUUUCUAAUGUAGAUUUCUAUAAAAAUGGAAAACUCAUCCAAAAUAAAACCAGAAAGGAGCUGACUCUCCCUGCAGUGUCAAAGUCAGAUGAAGGCUUUUAUAAAUGUGAAGGAAGAGAGUCACAAGGUCAGCUGAGUCGAUCAUCACCAGAGAGUUGGAUGUCAGUAAAAUCGCCUGAAAGCUCUCCAUUUCCUGUGUUGUUGAUUGUUGGGCUGGUUUGUGGAGUUUUACUGAUUAUUCUCCUGCUGCUGUUUCUGCAUCGCUGCAGAAAGUCAAAAGAUUCAUGCUUUAUCAGCAGGUCUCAGAGCACCAAUCAGGGCUCUGCUACAGAUCACAUGAUCAACCAGGAUGAAACUCAACACAAAAAAUACUCUUCUCCUCUCCAUGAUGAUGCUCGUCUCUAUGAAUCAAUCAAAGGCCCUGAAGAAAUUGAAAAUGAGGAAUUCAGCGAGGUCACAUAUGCUUUGAUUGAGCUGAAAAACAUUGCUAAGAAGGACAAUCUGAUGUAUGCAGAGGUUCACUCCUAUGAUAAAGCCAAGAAAGACAAAGGAAACUCAAGUCCUGCAGCAGCGGAUGAAACCGUUUAUUCUGAAGUCAAACUGGGAACGACUGUUCAGUGACAUUAUAAUGUACAUAUUGUUAUUAGUCACUUUAGUGAUUUAUUUUACAGAUGGUCACAUUGGUUAUAAAUGGGUGUAAAAUGCCAUAAA
This is a messenger RNA of Micropterus salmoides (largemouth bass), 3844 nucleotides long. RefSeq lists its product as uncharacterized. The transcript has 24 exons. The record is from RefSeq and is a predicted model, not a curated record. Gene Ontology annotation, biological process: cell surface receptor signaling pathway. Gene Ontology annotation, molecular function: transmembrane signaling receptor activity. The coding region runs from base 485 to 3754 and encodes 1089 amino acids. Lineage: Eukaryota; Metazoa; Chordata; Actinopteri; Centrarchiformes; Centrarchidae.